Molecule: messenger RNA, 4248 nt
Organism: Grammomys surdaster
Lineage: Eukaryota; Metazoa; Chordata; Mammalia; Rodentia; Muridae
Gene: Galk2
Product: galactokinase 2
Exons: 10
Coding region: 194-1498 (434 amino acids)
Biological process (GO): galactose metabolic process; carbohydrate phosphorylation
Cellular component (GO): cytosol; cytoplasm
Molecular function (GO): galactokinase activity; ATP binding
Source: RefSeq, a predicted model, not a curated record
GGAAGAAAGCCAUUCCUGCCACUUUAAUCUCGUGAUCCUUAGCUGUGCAGCACUGGAAACUGCAGCGGGAUCUAGCAAAAUAUGGCUGCCGAGGACCCCGCCACGCCACGAGUCCAGGUGGCAGAACAGCCCAGGUGGGGGAGAGGCGUGGCCUGGGAUCCCGGGGCUGGAGAGAUUGCUGAAGCUAAAAGAGAUGUUUAACUCUAAGUUUGGGUCCACACCCAAGUUUUAUGUUCGAGCCCCAGGAAGAGUCAACAUUAUAGGUGAGCACAUAGAUUACUGUGGAUAUUCCGUUAUUCCCAUGGCUGUGGAACAAGACAUGCUAAUAGCCGUGGAACCUGUGAAAACACACACUCUUCAACUGGCCAAUACAGACCCUUUGUAUCCAGACUUUAGUACUACAGCUAAUAACAUCUGUAUCGACAAGACCAAACCUCUAUGGCACAACUACUUCCUAUGUGGAUUUAAGGGAAUUCAGGAACACUUUGGCCUUAGUAAGCUGCCUGGAAUGAAUUGCCUCGUAGAUGGAAAUAUACCCCCGAGUUCGGGCCUCUCCAGCUCUAGUGCUCUGGUUUGCUGUGCUGGGUUAGUGACUCUCACAGUGCUAGGAUUGAAACUAUCCAAGGUGGAACUUGCAGAAAUCUGUGCCAAGAGUGAGCGUUACAUAGGCACCGAAGGUGGAGGCAUGGACCAGUCCAUAUCAUUUCUUGCAGAGGAAGGAACUGCCAAGUUAAUAGAAUUUAGUCCUCUGAGAGCGACUGAUGUGAAGCUCCCCAGUGGGGCAGUCUUUGUGAUUGCCAACAGCUGCGUGGAAAUGAACAAGGCAGCCACUUCUCAUUUCAAUGUCAGGGUGAUGGAGUGUCGGCUGGCGGCAAAGGUCCUUGCUAAACACAAAGGCUUGCAAUGGGAUAAUGUCCUGCGGCUAGAGGAAGUGCAAAGCAAGCUAGGGAUUAGUCUGGAAGAGAUGCUGUUGGUCACAGAGGAUGCCCUUCAUGCUGAACCCUACAGCCAGGAGGAGAUCUGCAGGUGCCUGGGAAUUAGCCUGGAGGAACUCCACACCCAAAUCCUGAGUCCAAAUACUCAAGAUGAACUCACCUUCAAGCUCUACCAGCGGGCCAAACACGUGUACAGUGAGGCUGCACGCGUGCUGCAGUUUAAGCAGGUGUGCGAAGAAGCACCAGACAAUGCAGUCCAGCUGCUGGGUGAGCUAAUGAACCAGAGCCACCGAAGCUGCCGGGACAUGUAUGAGUGCAGCUGCCCUGAGUUGGACCAGCUAGUGGACAUCUGCCGGAAGUUUGGGGCCAAAGGCUCACGACUUACUGGAGCAGGAUGGGGAGGCUGCACUGUAUCCCUCGUGCCCACUGACAUACUCUCCAGCUUUCUCGCAAGCGUGCAUGAAGCUUAUUACCAGGGGAACACGUCCCGCCUAGCUCGGGAGAAGCAUAGCUUAUUUGCUACCAAGCCUGGAGGCGGGGCUUUGGUUUUCCUUGAAGCCUAAAUGAUGUUCAACAUCCCAGAAAAACUAUUUUGGGCAUUCAAGAGCUGGUGGGACUUCCUGUGCCACAGUAAAUCAGUUCCUUUUCUAUUUUGUGUUGUGAGGUACAGUUGUUAUUAUCAAGAUGCAUUUCCAAAGAAAUGGUGAAAGCUAGGCUUCAUAAUGACUACUUUUCCUUCUUACAUGUAUUUUUAUGAAUCAGAGCCAAGGAUAUUGUUAGAUAGAUCUUUGAAGUAUGAUUAAGAUUUAUUGAUGUGAAGAUUUUAAAGAUGAACAGCAAAAUGUACUUUUAAUUGAACACUCCACUCCAAUUAAACUGAUACAGCUGAACUGUGUAUUGUUCUUGAAGGGCGGUCACUGCUGGCUUCCCUUAGCCCUCUUCCAUAAUCGUUGAAGUCUUCUGAUAUGGUAGGUAAUGACAACGAUGAAUAUGGUGACUGCGGUGACUGUGGCGACUCUGAUGGUGAUGUUGAUCCUCCAUAUUCCUCCUUGAGUUUAGCCUCAACACGCUAGGAACAAAGUGCAGGGUUAAGGGUUUGCAAAUAUUAGACACUCACAGUAUACUUGAAUGUCAGAUUUCUACAUCUCUGAAGAUGGUGAAGAUCACUUUGGGAGGAGGAGCCAAAAGAUAGAUUUCAGAAGACAAUUUUGAAUUGACUUUUUUCCUACUAGCACUACAUGUCCAAUGCCAUUCCACCUGACAACCCCACCCAUACCUCACAUCCCUCUUGUGGCUGCCUGGCAAGGCUUGUUUGUGUAACUUAGUCCUCUGUAGGGCAGAUGUGCAGUAUACAGGUUUGAGUGACUAAUCAGAAGCCUGAAGUGUGAACUGUCAGUGAUGGAGUAAGGGCACAAGUGUCUGGUCAUGUGGUGACAGGCCAAUGCCAGACUUCCAGAAGCCCUUUCUAAGUUGCAUGGCAGGAUAGGGAGAUGAAAGAGGGUUUUACUAAAAGACUCAGGUGACAGAGGUAGCUUGUAUUGUGGUUGGGAAUCACCACGGCUUUUGUUUCUUAUGACUGUGUCGUCCCAUUAAGAGGCAUUCAGAGGCUAAGUUUCUUCAUCUGCCUGUUUCCAAAAGGCAUAGGCACACAAUAGUAUUUCUUAAAGGACAAGUCCCUGGGAAACCAAGAUCCAUCCUAAAACUAACUCCUGACACAUUUCCUUCUAAAUACCUGAGCAACAUUGUAUCAAAUUAGUUAAAAAAGUUUUUUGAGUUUUCUUAAGCACAGUAAUCUAAGAUCUGAAUUUAUUUAACUUUAUGAUCCUGCAUAUUUUUUAAUGGCCUGUAUUCCCCACGACUAAUUUGUGGUUGGUUAGAAUUCUUAAGAAGAAGAGGAAGAGGAAGUGGAAGCAGAAGCGGAAAUGGAAGCAGAAGCAGAAGCAGAAGCAGAAGCAGACGAUGACUUAGAUCAUGUGUCACUGCUCUGUUAGUCCAUUUGAUGAUUUUCACCAUGAAAUUCCUUCAUAGGAAGAUGAUAAAAAUGUUUAGUAAUUCUAAUAUUCAGUGUGAAUACCUCAGUCUUUCUAGAUGUUCACAGUGCACACCUCUAUGAGGACACAGUCAUUCAAAGUGUUCAGUAUGUACGCCUCUAUAGAGAACCUAGUCCUUCUAGGUGUUUUGUCUUUGGUGAGGUACAGACUCUACUGAAACUAUUCUACUCUAGUUUGGCUCCCUGUUUGUUAAGAUUGUUUCAAACCUGCCUUCAGUACCUUGUGUUCUAGAAGUUGUGAGACAUACCCAGAUCUUCUGAGAAGAGUAGGGGUGGGACCAAGGGCAUCGCUUCAUAAAUAACUGGACUUGGAAAGGCUGGCUAGACUCUGAAAGCUAGAGUAGACAGUGUAGACCAGCAAAGCUGAGUAUAGCCUGUGGAGGGCUCUGUGGGACUACAGGGUUUGCUUUAAAAUGCGUUGAGGAAUCUUGUCAGCUGCACUGGCUGGAUCAGGCAGCAUUCAGAUUAGGAAAACAGGCCACAUCUGGUCUGCAAAUGUAUUGUUUGGCUCAUUAGCACUUGAAAAUGUGGGCUCUAAGUCUGGAGAUUUUGUACAUGAGUCUGAAUUACUGAUGGAAGCCUGAGAGAAGACUGAUUCCCGCAGGGAACAAGGAAGGAGGGUGAAAGAACAACUGUAGUGUCGCAUGGUGAGGCGCUCCCUCUGCAAAAUGUGCUGCUGCUGCGGUUACAUGUGAUAAGAGCUCAUGGCACUAUUCAGUAGUAGGAAAUACUUCAAAAAAUUAGGAACAAGGAAUAAUGCUUCAAAAAAUAAAAGGACAAUGAUCCUAUGUGACUAAGAGAAACACUCAAGUGUUUCAUGACUUUCUAGCACCUUUCUGUGCAAGAAUCUUACUCGCCUCAUUUUUUGGUAUUAGACUGGUACCCAGUGGGAUUGCUCCGGAGUCUGGACUGCAGAGGGGAAAUCUCUCAUACUGGAUAUCUCUAUCCUUGGUCUCAGGUAGUAUACCCUGCUAAUUUCCUGUAUGCUGGUGUCUUCCCCUUCCCCUUUUGGAAAGCAUAAUCCUUCAGAUUUAACAGGGCUGUUCAGAAGGCUUGGAAAAGCAGAAAAAAUCCAGGGGAAAUGGGCAGAAAUGCUCCCACCCCUCCUUCCUCCUUCAAUCUGAGCUCUGUUUGGAGUCUUGUCACAGUCUUCAUUGUGUUUGGGUGAGUUGAGGGUGAGAGAUGUUCUUUUCACAUAGAUGUUCUUUUCAUGUAGCUUUUGUGAAUUAUUAAUAAAAAAUAAAAUACAACAUUAAGCACCAA